This is a messenger RNA of Capsella rubella, 1332 nucleotides long. RefSeq names its product putative F-box protein At3g17560. Gene Ontology annotation, molecular function: protein binding. The record is from RefSeq and is a predicted model, not a curated record. Bases 1 to 1092 code for a protein of 363 amino acids. The transcript has a single exon. Lineage: Eukaryota; Viridiplantae; Streptophyta; Magnoliopsida; Brassicales; Brassicaceae.
AUGAUAAUCUUCGAUCUUCCACAGGAGCUAAUAGAGGAGAUAUUGUCAAUGGUUCCGAUGAUCUCUCUCAAACGACUACGGUCUGAAUGCAAACAGUUGAAAGAUCUACUCAAAGAUCCGAGAUUCAUCAAAAAGCAAAUUGCUUAUGCUAGAUCUAAUAGGCAGUAUCAUGUUCUCGUGGUGGUGAAAUUCAAAGUUUAUUCAAUGUGCUCCUAUAUCAACGAGAUUAACAUGACUGCUCCUCCCUUGUUUAAACGUGGACUUAACCUAAUCGAUCCUUGUCUUAAUUCAGAAGUCGAUCUAGGUCAAGCCUUUCACUGUGAUGGCAUGUUGCUAUGCGCUAGUACCAAAAGAAACAUGUUUGUGGUUUGGAACAUGUUUUCGGGACAAACUAGAUGGAUCAAACCACAGGAUCAUUGCCAUAGAGACGAUGUGUAUGCUGUCGGAUACAAAGACAAAGAGUUGUGCAGUGGCUACAAAAUCUUGAGGUUUUGGGAUAGACAAAAUCAAGAAUUCGAAAUCUAUGAGUUUACCACUAAGUCAUGGAGAAAUCUCGAUGUAAGUCCUAAAGGCAACUUACAAUCUCGUGGCGUGUCGUUGAAGGGAGAUGUUUAUUGGCUGUUUAAGCGGACAAAAAGGAAUAAAUACUCUCUACUUAGCUUCGAUUUUUCGACGGAAACAUUACAAUAUCUGUACGUCCCAUUUGAAAUGAGAGUAUGUAUACAUGCUACAAUGGCUCUAUCGGUUGUUAGAGAAAAACAUCUUUCUUUGUUACAUCAGAGAGGAUCGACACAAAAGAUGGAAAUAUGGAUAAGCAGUGAGAUCGAGACCACAUAUGUGUCGUGGAACAAGUUCUUGACAGUGGAUUUUACACCUCAUCCUCAUAUGUUUUCGUGUCACAUGAGUUUUUUCAUUGACGAGGAGAAGAAAGUCGCAGUGUGUUGUGAGAAAGAACAAGAGAAUAGGAUACUCAACAAAGUAUACAUUGUUGGAGAAGAUGAAUACAAAGUAUCUCCCGGUUUUGAAUUCAAUGAUAGUAGAAGCAUCUAUUGUUCCCCAACUAUGUUUGGUUAUGUUCCAAGACUAGUUUAAAUCUAGCCAUGUUAUUGAAAAUAUAUAAAUUGUCCUGUUUAAUGGACCAUUGUACUUUGUCUUCUUAAAACGCAUGCAAUUUUUUUAUUAUAAUAAUAUGUUUUUUAUUAUUAUUAUAAUUAAUAAGCAUUCAUCAUAUGCAUGAUACAAACUCGAGUUUUUUUUUUAUAACGCCAAUUUGCAAAUACCCUUGCUUUGAACAUUUCAUCAUAGAACUUGCAUCAUUUUGAAUGCUAACUC